AUGAAGCACUUUCUUUGCUGUUUGUACCAUUCUCAUUUCUCAUUCUCCCCUUUCUUCUUCAACCUUUCUUAUCUCCUUCUCUGCUCUCUCGCAUUUCUUCUUCGUCUCAACUAUUUCAUCAGCUCAGCUCUGGCUUCCUCAGCUUCCAUUCUCUCUGCCCCUGGAGCUCAGCUCCACACCUCAUGGGGCCCCACAAAACACCCCAAAAGACCCAACUUUUUCUUCAUUUCAACCCCUGAAUUUCCCAAAUUCUUGCAAAGCCCCUCACUUUCUUCUUCUUCUUUCCCUCAUUCCCUCCAGUUACCUUCCCUGCAUACCCCAAUUCCCCUCCACCUGCACCCUUUAUCCGACUCCACUGAUGAGAAUUUCACUGAAAACCUUCAAGAUAUGGCCAAUUUGCAGACUAUCCCAAGUGGGAUUUCUCAGGUUUUGCCCAAAGAAGUAGUAAAUGGGAGGGAGAGAGUUUUUAUCCGGGACCCACCGUGGAUUUCGGCAUUUUUGAUGAAGAAUUUUUAUUUUAAGGCCAAGAUGAAAAAUGGGUUCAAGUUGGAAUUUCAAGAAAUUGAGAGGAGGAAGUAUCAGGUUUUGAGGAGGAGGCAGAUUCAGGCUGAAACUGAGGCUUGGGAGAAGAGGGUGGAGGAGUACAGAGAAUUGGAGAGAGAAAUGUGUGAGAAGAAAUUAGCUCCUAAUUUGCCUUAUAUGAAGAAAUUGUUCUUGGGAUGGUUUGAGCCAUUGAGGAAUGCCAUAGAGAAGGAGCAAAAGGCUGAAAAAAGCAAGAAAAAAGCAGCUUUUGCACCUUUUAUUGAUUGUUUGCCUGCUGAUAAAAUGGCCGUGAUUGUGAUGCAUAAAUUGAUGGGAUUAUUGAUGACGGGAGACAGAGAUGAGAGGUCUGUUCGCGUUGUCGAAGCUGCUGUCCAGAUUGGGGCGGCCAUUGAGCAUGAAGUUAGGAUUCACAAUUUCUUGGAGAAAACAAAAAAGUCCCAGAGAAAGGGAAUUUCAGCUGAGAGUCCUGAAUCUAUGACCAAUGAGACAAUUAUACUAAGGAAACGUGUUCAGAAUUUGAUUAGAAGGAAAAGAGUUUCUGAGGCGCAAAAGCUGGUGAAAAAUGAUAAGUUUAAGUCUUGGGGUAGAGACACACAAGCUAAGCUGGGAUGUUGUCUCAUAGAAUUACUAACGGAAACAGCUUAUGUGCAACCUCCGGUUAGUCAGUCAACUGAAAAUCCACCAGAUUUUCGACCAGCAUUUAGGCAUACUUUCAAAAUUGCAACAAAUGAGGCAGGGCAGAACCCUGUCAAGAGGUACGGAGUUAUAGUGUGUGAUCCGGUGAUCCAUUGUGGACUUGAUAGAAGUGUUAACCACAUGAUGGUUCCUUAUGUGCCAAUGCUGGUGCCACCAAAAAAGUGGAAAGGGUAUGAUAAAGGUGGUUAUUUGUUCUUACCUUCAUAUUUAAUGCGUACUCAUGGGUCUAGGCAGCAACAAGAUGCUAUUAAAUGUGCUCCUGUGAAACAAAUGCAGAAAGUGUAUGAGGCCUUAGAUACGUUGGGAAACACCAAAUGGAGAGUGAACAGACGAAUUCUGAAUGUGGUUGAGACUGUUUGGGGAGGAGGUGGCAACAUUGCUGGCCUGGUAAACCGCAACGAUGUUCAUAAACCUGAAUUGCACUCUGAUGCGGUGGAAGAAAUCAAAAAAUGGAAAUGGAACAUGAGGAAAGCAAAAAAAAUCAACCAAGAGAGGCACUCACAGCGAUGUGACAUUGAACUCAAGCUUUCUGUGGCUCAUAAAAUGAAAGAUGAGGAUGGUUUUUAUUAUCCCCACAAUCUGGAUUUUCGGGGCCGUGCAUAUCCUAUGCAUCCACAUUUGAAUCAUCUGAGUUCUGAUCUAUGUCGAGGGCUCCUGGAGUUUGCAGAAGGACGGCCUUUAGGAAAAUCUGGAGUGUAUUGGCUUAAGAUACAUCUAGCAAAUCUUUAUGGAGGGGUUGUCAAAAAGCUUUCCUAUGACCAGCGCCUAGCUUUUGUGGAAAAUCACCUGAAUGAAGUUUUAGAUUCAGCAGAUAAUCCUCUCAAUGGAAAUCGCUGGUGGUUAAAGGCUGAGGAUCCUUUUCAGUGCUUAGCAGCUUGUAUGAACCUAUCAGAAGCCUUAAAGAGCUCAUCACCACAUACUGUCAUCUCUCACCUGCCCAUCCACCAGGAUGGUUCAUGCAAUGGUCUACAGCACUAUGCAGCUUUGGGGAAAGACAGUAUGGAAGCUGCUGCAGUCAAUUUAAUUGCUGGAGAUAAACCUGCAGAUGUUUAUUCUGAAAUUGCUGCAAGGGUUCAUGAUAUUAUAAGACUAGACAGUGAAAAGGACCCUACAAUUGAUCCCAAUGCUACAAUAGCCAAACUCUUAGUUGAUCAGGUAGACAGGAAACUGGUGAAGCAGACGGUCAUGACAUCGGUAUAUGGUGUCACUUAUGUUGGGGCACGUGAACAAAUCAAAAGAAGGUUACAGGAGAAGGGUCUGAUUACUGAUGAUAGGUUGCUGUUCAGUGCAGCUUGCUAUGGUGCUAAGGUGACAAUGGCUGCACUUGGUGAGCUGUUUCAAGCAGCACGUGGUAUAAUGGUUUGGCUUGGUGACUGUGCCAAGGUGAUUGCUUCAGAAAACCAACCUGUGCGCUGGACAACGCCACUGGGUCUCCCAGUUGUGCAACCAUACUUUAAAUCUCGGCGGCACAUUAUAAAAACUUCGCUUCAGGUUCUGGCAUUGCAGCGUGAGGGUGAUUCAGUUGAGGCUAGAAAACAGAGAACUGCUUUUCCUCCAAAUUUUGUGCACUCAUUGGAUAGUACUCACAUGAUGAUGACCGCAAUUGCUUGUAGAGAUUCUGGAUUGCAAUUUGCAGGGGUACAUGAUUCCUUUUGGACGCAUGCGUGUGAUGUUGACAAGAUGAACCAGAUACUGAGAGAGAAAUUUGUGGAGCUUUAUAGCAUGCCAAUACUUGAAAAUUUGCUUGAAAACUUCCAUACAUCAUAUCCAACAUUGACCUUUCCUGCUCUACCAAAAAGAGGUAACUUUGACUUGCGUGAAGUACUCAAAUCACCAUACUUCUUCAACUGAGGGGUUGAAAUGAAACUGGACCUUAUAUGUGGGAGAAAGCUCAAAUGGAGCAACUGCCCAUAUAGAGAACCGGGGGCAUGCCAGACAGUGACAUGUGAAUAAUCAGGGAAUUUAAUUGGGGACAUGCUGGUGAUCCUCUUAUCUCCUGAAGGAGAUCUGCAUUUCUUCCUUCUAUGCAGCAGAUGCUAAAUCCCUAUGUCAAACUGGAUUGGUUCUUAAACUCAGCAGGGAUACUGCUGACAGCUAUGACACAAAGAAUUUGGUGAUUCCAUAAGUGGGGAGGAUGAGCUUUAGUUUCAUGUACUUCAGGUUCCCUAAAGAGAAUUGCUGGCUUUCUCGCAUACAUGCAAGUAUAUUGAAACUUGUAGCAUAUGUCUGCUGUAAGCACAGAAGAGCUUUGCGUGUACGGAGGCAAAUGGAGCAAAACUUUUUUGACAACAAAUCAACUUUCAUCAACUGUCAUUGAUCCACCAUGUUUUAUAUUCUGUUGGUCCUGCAAUGAGAUAACCAGGGAAUGGAGCAAAUGAGCAAGAAAAAUGCCUCCGGUUCUGCUUUUGACGGCUGGAAGCUGGUGGUUCAAGAAUCAGGUUUGAUGUUGCAAGUGCUGUAUACAUAUCCUGACUGACCAUUAGUUAUCAUUACUUACCAUGCUGCUGUAGUAUAGGAAUAACAAAUGCAGUAAUCCUAUAGCACUAAAUCAUACUCUGUAUCUUUAGAUGUUUAGAAAGAAUUCAUUGGUUGCAGUAA
Molecule: messenger RNA, 3837 nt
Organism: Coffea eugenioides
Lineage: Eukaryota; Viridiplantae; Streptophyta; Magnoliopsida; Gentianales; Rubiaceae
Product: DNA-directed RNA polymerase 3, chloroplastic
Exons: 20
Coding region: 1-3090 (1029 amino acids)
Biological process (GO): mitochondrial transcription
Cellular component (GO): mitochondrial DNA-directed RNA polymerase complex
Molecular function (GO): DNA-directed RNA polymerase activity; DNA binding
Source: RefSeq, a predicted model, not a curated record